This is a messenger RNA of Hibiscus syriacus, 2788 nucleotides long. Its product is annotated as TBC1 domain family member 8B-like. NCBI's taxonomy places the organism in Eukaryota, Viridiplantae, Streptophyta, Magnoliopsida, Malvales, Malvaceae. The coding region runs from base 1 to 2559 and encodes 852 amino acids. The transcript has 18 exons. The record is from RefSeq and is a predicted model, not a curated record.
AUGAGAUCCUCCGCCUCCACUGCUAUUUCCACAGCCACCAAUGCCGUGAACCCCCUUAUGACCUUCGACCACCAUAGGGAUGCGUAUGGAUUUGCGGUGAGACCUCAGCAUGUGCAAAGAUACAGAGAAUAUGCUAAUAUUUACAAGGAAGAAGAGGAGGAAAGAUCAGAUAGGUGGAGUGAUUUUUUGGAUAGUCAAGCAGAUUCCUCUCAGUUGCCUUGCGAAGGGAUACCUUCAAAUGAAGGCAAGAAAGUCUCACAUGCAGCAGCUGCAGAGGAUGGGAACAAUGAAAUGCAGAAGGGAGCUGAAGGAGAUAGUUUAUGUGCAAGGAAAUCUGGUUCUGAUAGUAUAUAUGAGAAUGAUACAGAAAAAGAUAAGGUACGGUCUGAACCAGAGAAAAGAGUUCAUCGAAUCCAGAUAUGGACUGAAAUCAGACCAUCCCUUCAGGCCAUUGAAGAUUUAAUGAGUAUUCGUGUGAAGAAGAAAGACAGCUCGUCUAAAGAUGAGCGAGAAACUGAUCGGGGGAAGCCAUUAACUCCUACUGAAGAUGCUAGAAUCCCGAAGGGAGCAUCAGAGGAGGAUUCUGAGGAUGAAUUUUAUGAUGCAGAGAGAUCCGACUCUGUUCAGGAUUCCCCUACAAGUGACAGCGGGAGUACCACUAUAAGUUCUGCUGCUGUGGAUGCAGCUUCUAUAGAAUCUUUGUUUCCCUGGAAAGAAGAGUUAGAAGUUCUUGUUCGUGGUGGAGUACCAAUGGCUCUUAGGGGAGAGCUUUGGCAAACCUUUGCUGGUGUGAGGACACGUCGACUGGAGAAUUAUUAUAAGGAUAUGCUUUCUAAUGGAAAUAACUCUGUCAACAACACUGAACAGAAGUGCUUCCUAUCAGAUUGUAAGGGUUCAACCAUGGAGUCAAUAUGUGGUCCCGAGAAAUGGAAGGGACAGAUUGAGAAGGAUUUGCCCAGAACAUUCCCAGGUCACCCUGCUCUGGAUGAUGAUGGUAGAAAUGCUUUGAGACGGUUGCUUACAGCAUAUGCUCGACAUAACCCCUCUGUUGGGUACUGUCAGGCCAUGAAUUUCUUUGCUGCAUUGUUACUCCUCUUGAUGCCUGAAGAAAAUGCCUUCUGGACUUUGGUGGGCAUUAUUGAUGACUAUUUUGAUGGCUAUUAUUCGGAGGAGAUGAUCGAGUCUCAGGUUGACCAACUUGUCUUUGAGGAGUUGAUGCGUGAAAGAUUUCCCAAACUGGUCAAUCACCUAGAUUAUCUGGGAGUGCAAGUGGCAUGGGUUACUGGACCAUGGUUCCUUUCCAUUUUCAUGAACAUGCUUCCCUGGGAAAGUGUUCUUCGAGUCUGGGAUGUGCUCCUCUUUGAAGGAAAUCGUGUCAUGCUUUUUAGGACAGCACUUGCUUUAAUGGAGUUAUAUGGCCCUGCACUAGUUACAACUAAGGAUGCGGGAGAUGCAGUUACUUUACUGCAAUCAUUGGCUGGCUCCACAUUUGACAGCAGUCAACUUGUAUUGACAGCUUGUAUGGGUUACCAAAAUGUCAAUGAAAAAAGAUUACAGGAGUUGAGAGAGAGGCAUCGGUCAGCUGUAAUAACUGCUGUUGAGGAAAGAUCAAAAGGGCUUCAAGCUUGGAAAGAUUGUCAUGGCUUGGCAUCUAAGCUAUAUAAUUUUAAUCAUGACCCUAAAUCAAUGCUUGUGGAAACAAAUAAGGCAGGACAACUGGUCGAUUUACCAACAAAUGUGGAUCUCUCUCGUUCAGAGUCUGGAUCCAUGAAUGAGGACAAAAUUCUUAUUAGUCUGACUGGAGAUGCUGACUUGCAUGCUAUACCAGAUUUACAAGAGCAGGUUGUAUGGUUAAAGGUUGAGUUAUGCAAGUUGCUGGAAGAGAAAAGAUCAGCUGUCCUCAGAUCUGAGGAGCUAGAGACGGCUUUGAUGGAGAUGGUUAAGCAGGAUAACCGGCGUCAAUUAAGUGCUAGGGUGGAGCAAUUAGAACAAGAAGUUGCUGAGCUUCGUAAUGCACUUUCUGAGAAGCAAGAACAAGAAAAUGCAAUGCUUCAGGUCCUAAUGCGAGUGGAGCAAGAACAAAGGGUAACUGAAGAUGCUCGCAGAUUCGCUGAACAAGAUGCUGCGGCCCAAAGAUAUACUGCUCAAGUGCUUCAGGAGAAGUAUGAAGAGGCCGUUGCUUCACUUGCUGAAAUGGAGAAAAGGGUUGUAAUGGCAGAAUCAAUGUUGGAGGCUACCUUACAGUACCAGUCUGGUCAAAGUAAAGUCCAAUCUUCUCCACGAUCACCACAUCCGGAUUCACCAGCUCGCAGCAACCAAGAGCUCCAACAAGAAAUCCCAGCCCGGAAGAUUAGUUUACUCUCCCGACCAUUUGGACUUGGCUGGCGUGACAGAAACAAGGGACAGCCGAGUAAUGCAGAUGCAUCGGACAACGGGAAACCUGCAAAUGUGGAUCAGAAUACCGAAAUCCAACAGAAAGACACAAUCGAUAAGGAAACAAACGGCAAGGAAGCAAACGACGAGGAAACAGAUAGAACCGAAGUUCCGGAUAAGGCUUGAGAGGAUUGCAGGUAUGUCUUGUUUUAAUACCUGCAUACAUCGCCAUAUCCAUCAUUUGAUGCCUGCAAUUCAUCCAUUAAGUAGAUAAAAUAUUGAAAUUUAGCAUCAGCAAUGCAGGAGAGUUCAUAACUUUGUCCGUUGUAUUUUUUUGAUCGGAAAACCAAAAUAAUACUCGGCCAUUAAUAUUAUUUUUCAUUUGCAACUAAUAAUGCUUGUCCGUAGAAAAUGU